AUAAAUAAGAAAAUCCACGACGUCAAAAACUCAAGUUUCCUUUACAGGCCACCCGAAAACAACAUACCAGAAUAUAAUUAACUUCGGAAUACUUUCCAGAUAAAAGUACUACUCCAUACCGAGAGACUUUAUCUGUUGUACUUUGCAAUUCUUGAGCUCAUUUCCCGGCAUAAGUUUGUCAAAUAAAACUUGUUGUUUACAACUAAUUUCCGAUUAAAAAUGGCCAAUAAAACACCUAAAACGGAUACUAAGAAGAAAACUAAACAAAAACGGAAAAGCUCUUCAAAAUUUUCGUUGACAUUUGGCAAACUAUUUUUUAUUUCUGCUGUACUAGCAGGUCUAUGGGCCUAUUGUAUGUUGAAAAUAUUAACAACUCCUCCGGAUGUGCCUAAGCUUAACCUAGAUGAAUACUGGGGACCUUAUCCUAUGAAUCCAAAGCCAGAUCUAUCUAUAAGACCCUAUGAGAUAGAAUUUAGCGAUAUUAUGAUAAAUGACCUAAAAGAAAGACUCCUACACAGGAGACCUUUCCCACCACCACUAGAAGAGGUUGGUUUCACAUAUGGAUUCAAUUCACACUUCUUAACAAGAGUGCUUGAUUACUGGCAGAACAAAUACAACUUUAAGGAAAGAGAACAGUUUUUUAAUAAGUUUGAUCAUUUCGUAACUAACAUUCAAGGUUUGGAUGUACACUACAUGCAUGUGAAACCACAAGUUUCAUCAGAUGUUGAGGUAAUCCCACUUCUGAUGUUGCAUGGGUGGCCAGGGUCUGUGCGAGAAUUUUACGAGAUUAUUCCGAAGCUCACAACAUUGCAGGCAGGACGCAAAUUCGUAUUUGAGAUCAUAGCACCUAGUCUCCCUGGAUUUGGGUUUUCUCAGGCGCCAGUACGUCCCGGUUUCGGUCCAGCAGAAAUGGGGAUAGUCAUUUCCAACCUGAUGAAGCGAAUAGGACACGACAAGUAUUACGUCCAAGGGGGUGAUAUCGGUCACAUGAUGGGAUGUAUUUUAGCAACUUUCUUCCCUAAGAAUGUGAUGGGUUUACACACUAAUACCCCUUUACUGUUGUUCCAUCCUCAGGAGAAUAUUUUUACAGUGUUAGGUGUUCUAUGGCCGAGCCUGAUAGUGGAGCCUCAGUUGCAGAGUCGCAUGUAUCCCUUGAGCGAACACUUGAUGCGACUGGCCGAAGAGUCUGGCUACCUGCAUAUACAAGCCACCAAACCUGACACUAUUGGAAUAGCACUAACAGAUUCUCCGGCGGGUUUAGCAGCGUAUAUUUUAGAGAAGUUUUCAACGUGGACAAACGACGCGUACAAGAAGGCCGGCGAUGGGAACCUGCUGGCGAAGUUCAGUUUGACGCAUCUGUUGGACAAUGUGUUGGUGUAUUGGUCUACCAACACCAUCACCACGUCAAUGCGGACGUACGCCGAGACUAUGAACAAGAGAUUCUUUGCUAUGAGGCUUGACGAAAUCCCAACUGACGUGCCAACAUGGGGCAUCAAAUUCAAGCACGAUUUAGUGUUCCAUCCGGACUCGAUGUUAAAGCUGAAGUUCAAGAACUACCUCCACAGCACCAUAGUGGAAGAUGGCGGACACUUCGCAGCGAUGGAAAACCCCGAUAUACUGGCCAGUGAUAUCUUUGAAGCUGUCGACAUGUUCCUACAGUUUUAUAACCACACCAAGAUGCCAGAAACAAGAGAAAAAGUUCAAGAAACUCCCAACGCAUUGGAAACAAUAUACCAAUUUUCUGUAAAAGACAUCUACGGAAAGGAAGUCAAGCUAGACAAAUACAAGGGGCACGUUCUACUAAUAGUCAACGUUGCCUCGCAAUGCGGCCUCACCGACACAAACUACCAGCAACUGAACGAAUUGUAUGAGAAAUACGCCAAAAGUCGGCACCUGCGCAUAUUAGCGUUCCCUUGCAACCAAUUUGGUGGCCAAGAACCUGGCUCCGAGAAGGAAAUUAUAGAAUUCGCCAAAGAGAAAAACAUAAAGUUCGAUAUCUUUGAAAAAAUUGAAGUGAACGGAGAGGAUACACACCCAUUGUGGAAGUUUUUGAAACGCACCCAAAGCGGUACAUUUGGUGAUUUUAUAAAGUGGAACUUCUCCAAGUUUAUCGUUGAUAAGAAUGGAUUGCCUGUGGAGAGAUUUGGCCCUAACGUAAAUCCAAUCGACUUGGAGCCACAUUUGGCCAAAUAUUGGUGAAUACUUAACAUAUAAUUUAUUAUGGAUUAUAUUAUAUCCUUUGUAUAGCUUGGAUCAUCUUAGCUUUCUAAGCCCUGUGGCCUUUAUACAAGAUUGGCUUUCUCGUAAUCGGCGAGUCGUUUUCGCAUAUCAAACCUGUAUUAUUAAAGUAAAAUGAACCUUAUUACAAUCGCUUUGGAGUCUGAAAUCCUUCACUUCUGAUUUUUGUUUUACGAACCGUCCUGUCGCAAGUCGGAACUAAAGUAUUGUAGGCAAAUUUAAGCUUAAACAAAAUGCAAAUAAAAUCCAUUUUGCUCUGAUGUUAAAGUAUUUCCAUACGAAGAGUCCUCGAUUGCGAGCCAGCGAAUCUUUUACUAAGGUUACUGUACUUUAGUGUAGUAUUUAAACGUUUACAAUUGUAUUUGGAGAUCAAAAUAUAAAAUCAAAAUAAAUGGAAGUAAUGUAAGUUUUACUAAUUAUGUAUCGUAGAUUGAGCUCAGGAACGAAAUAAUCUAGCGUGCAUAGAGGGUAUGCAGUUUAUAUAUAAUGAAGAAAAACUCUAGUACGAGUUAUAAAAAACAUAAGGCUAGGUGUUCUAAGAGUUAUAAAAAGCCUACCCUUAGGUAUUUUUGACUAGUACUGGAGAUUUUCUUCAUUUUAUAUCAUCUGCAUACCCUGUGCAUACCCUCUAUGCACGCUACUGCUAGUAGUUCCAUCUUUUUAAUAUUGAACUUAGCAUAGUAAGGGUACAUCAUUGGCACAUGAUUACUUAGUCAUGGUAUCACGUGUAUACGUAAUUUUCUAAUACGCAUAUUUGAUCUGAUGGGCCGUAGUUAGUUACUAUCCUACCAACAAAGGCGAUUUAGCGUUCCGGUACAAUGUCGCGUAAAAACCGUUACGGGUUAUGGAUUUAAUAUAACUGCCAUACUGUCUAACAGGUUAGCCCGCUACCAUCUUAAACUACGUAACGUAUAGUGUAACUUGUAGUAAUAUAAAGUGGCUUUUUAUGUACAUAAAAUAUAACUACUGAAAAGAUAUUAACGUUAGGAUUUUUUUUUUACUGGUGAUUUUAAACCUCUCAUAAGUUGAUUUCAAAUGACUUUUAGCAUUUAUCUAGGGUGUAAUGUUUUAGGGUGUAAAUUUAGACGGAAAUAAACGGUAUUCCCUUAGGGUCUUAUUAAUAAACGUAGCAUAACGUUGGAUCAGUUACGUAUUGUUUUUUUUACACAUUCUGACAUUUAAAAGGUGCUGUUAGUUGUGUAAGGUGGUGAAAUGUGACAAAACACUGCUUAACUAUUUCGACGUUAUGCUACGUUAAUAAGGGUCUUAGUAAAUAUAUGUUAAGCUUUGUACCCUAUAAAGAUACAAGUUGUAAUCUCUGUGUUAAAAAAAAAUAGUAUAUAAGUUCAAAAUACGUGUUAUCUUUUUAUUGUAAUAUACAAUUAAUUUAUG
Messenger RNA from Pararge aegeria (speckled wood butterfly), 3630 nucleotides. It is a transcript of the gene Jheh-lp3, whose product is annotated as juvenile hormone epoxide hydrolase-like. Gene Ontology annotation, biological process: epoxide metabolic process; response to oxidative stress. Gene Ontology annotation, molecular function: epoxide hydrolase activity; glutathione peroxidase activity. NCBI's taxonomy places the organism in Eukaryota, Metazoa, Arthropoda, Insecta, Lepidoptera, Nymphalidae. The coding region runs from base 220 to 2199 and encodes 659 amino acids. The record is from RefSeq and is a predicted model, not a curated record. The transcript has 10 exons.